Messenger RNA from Nomascus leucogenys (northern white-cheeked gibbon), 2795 nucleotides. It is a transcript of the gene SLC13A1, whose product is annotated as solute carrier family 13 member 1. Gene Ontology annotation, molecular function: sodium:sulfate symporter activity. NCBI's taxonomy places the organism in Eukaryota, Metazoa, Chordata, Mammalia, Primates, Hylobatidae. Gene Ontology annotation, cellular component: membrane. Gene Ontology annotation, biological process: monoatomic anion transmembrane transport. The record is from RefSeq and is a predicted model, not a curated record.
GCCACCUGCUCAGGACAAUGAAAUUCUUCAGUUACAUUCUGGUUUAUCGCCGAUUUCUCCUCGUGGUUUUCACUGUGUUGGUUUUACUGCCUCUGCCCAUCGUCCUCCGCACCAAGGAAGCAGAAUGUGCCUACACACUCUUUGUGGUCGCCACAUUUUGGCUCACAGAAGCAUUGCCUCUGUCGGUAACAGCUUUGCUGCCUAGUUUAAUGUUACCCAUGUUUGGGAUCAUGCCUUCUAAGAAGGUGGCAUCUGCUUAUUUCAAGGAUUUUCACUUACUGCUAAUUGGAGUUAUCUGUUUAGCAACAUCCAUAGAAAAAUGGAAUUUGCACAAGAGAAUUGCUCUGAAAAUGGUGAUGAUGGUUGGUGUAAAUCCUGCAUGGCUGACGCUGGGGUUCAUGAGCAGCACUGCCUUUUUGUCUAUGUGGCUCAGCAACACCUCGACGGCUGCCAUGGUAAUGCCCAUUGCGGAGGCUGUAGCGCAGCAGAUCAUCAAUGCAGAAGCAGAGGUCGAGGCCACUCAGAUGACUUACUUCAACGGAUCAACCAACCACGGACUAGAAGUUGAUGAAAGUGUUAAUGGACAUGAAAUAAAUGAGAGGAAAGAGAAAACAAACCCAGUUCCAGGAUACAAUAAUGAUACAGGGAAAAUUUCAAGCAAGGUGGAGUUGGAAAAGAACUCAGGCAUGGGAACCAAAUAUCGAACAAAGAAGGGCCACAUGACAUGUAAACUUAUGUGUUUGUGCAUUGCCUACUCUUCUACCAUUGGUGGACUAACAACAAUCACUGGUACCUCCACCAACUUGAUCUUUGCAGAGUAUUUCAAUACACGCUAUCCUGACUGUCAUUGCCUCAACUUUGGAUCAUGGUUUACGUUUUCCUUCCCGGCUGCUCUUAUCAUUCUACUCUUAUCCUGGAUCUGGCUUCAGUGGCUUUUCCUAGGAUUCAAUUUUAAGGAGAUGUUCAAAUGUGGCAAAACCAAAACAGUCCAACAAAAAGCUUGUGCUGAGGUGAUUAAGCAAGAAUACCAAAAGCUUGGGCCAAUAAGGUAUCAAGAAAUUGUGACCUUGGUCCUCUUCAUUAUAAUGGCUUUGCUAUGGUUUAGUCGAGAUCCUGGAUUUGUUCCUGGUUGGUCUGCACUUUUUUCAGAGUACCCUGGUUUUGCUACAGAUUCAACUGUUGCUUUACUUAUAGGGCUGCUAUUCUUUCUUAUACCAGCUAAGAGAUUGACUAAAACUACACCUACAGGAGAAAUUGUUGCUUUUGAUUACUCUCCACUGAUUACUUGGAAAGAAUUCCAGUCAUUCAUGCCCUGGGAUAUAGCCAUUCUUGUUGGUGGAGGAUUUGCCCUGGCAGAUGGUUGUGAGGAGUCUGGAUUAUCUAAGUGGAUAGGAAAUAAAUUAUCUCCUCUGGGUUCAUUACCAGUAUGGCUAAUAAUUCUGAUAUCUUCUUUGAUGGUCACAUCUUUAACUGAGGUAGCCAGCAAUCCAGCUACCAUUACACUCUUUCUCCCAAUAUUAUCUCCAUUGACUGAAGCCAUUCAUGUGAACCCUCUUUAUAUUCUGAUACCUUCUACUCUGUGUACUUCGUUUGCAUUCCUCCUACCAGUAGCAAAUCCACCCAAUGCUAUUGUCUUUUCAUAUGGUCAUCUGAAAGUCAUUGACAUGGUUAAAGCUGGACUUGGUGUCAACAUUGUUGGUGUUGCUGUGGUUAUGCUUGGCAUAUGUACCUGGAUUGUACCCAUGUUUGACCUCUACACUUACCCUUCGUGGGCUCCUGCUAUGAGUAAUGAGACCAUGCCAUGAUAAGCACAAAAGUUCUGACUAUCUUGUGGUAAUUUCUGGAAGGCAUUAAUAAUUGACUGUAAAAUGUGGCUCUAAAUAACUAAUGACACAUUUAAAUCAGUUAUGGUGUAGCUGCUGCAAUUCUCGUGAAUACCCGAAACCUGCUGUUAUAACUCAGAGUCCAUAUUUGUUAUUGCAGGGCAACUAAAGAGCAUCUAUGUGCCUUCAUCAAGAAGCCCAUGUUUGAGAUUUUGCUCAUGAACCAUCUGCAACUUGCUUCAUCAUAAGAAUAAUUUAUAACUUGACCUUCAAAGAGAUUAGAGUAUUUGUUUCAUCUUACAGUUGGAGUUCAAUGUAACAUUUUAAAUGCAAUUUAUUAUUUCAGAAAUUUCCCAUGAAACUAAAAAUAGAAAAUAAGAUAAACAAGUUAAUUCGGUACUUGGAUAAAUCAUUUCUGCAGUGUUGUUCCAGAGAAUUUGCUAAGAAAUCAAAGCCAUGGUCAUCUGGUGAUGAAGAGAAAAGUUUAAUCUAAAUGAUAUGUGCGUUUCCUCAUUUAAAAAAUCCAAUUGGAUUAUUCUUAAUAUAUACAUGUAAUAUGAAAAUUGAGAUUGAAGCACUAAUUCCAAAAUUAUGGCUGAAUAUACUAAAUAACAGAUAAUUUAUAGAUAAGAAUUUAUUUCUACUGAACUCUAUAGUUAGAGUAAUAUAAUUCAUAUUUUUAUGAUAUUGGCACACUGAGAAAUUCAUUUUGGAGAGCUAUGGAUAAGGCUUGCUAUGAUUUGCACUCACUAUUAGUACAGUAUAGUUAGAAAGGAAAGCUGAACGCUAUAAAAACUAUUAACAUAUUUUCGUAUAUGAGUAACAACUUUGCUUAAGUGUUUAUCUUAGUUCAGAAAUACAUAAUGUCAUAUGUUAAAAAUAAAGAGAUGUAGAAAUCUAAAUGAAUUAUCGCUGUGUAUACGGACAGAAAAAUCACAUAACUCUAGUAUGUAAACAUUACAAUGAAAAAAG